This is a messenger RNA of Sinocyclocheilus grahami, 1638 nucleotides long. RefSeq names its product Meis homeobox 2a (gene meis2a). Lineage: Eukaryota; Metazoa; Chordata; Actinopteri; Cypriniformes; Cyprinidae. The coding region runs from base 787 to 1611 and encodes 274 amino acids. The transcript is spliced from 7 exons. The record is from RefSeq and is a predicted model, not a curated record.
UAAUAUAAUAUAGCGCUGUUUUAAGGUUUGGACGCGUGCCCGACGCGCCGCGACGCCUCUGAGUUCUCAGCGCAUGUGAGUGGGAUCUGCGGAGGCUCCCCCCUCGCGCACUGGACGCUCGCCUCGCGCGCAGGCUUUGGCGUGGAGCUCGCGCAGGACUGGCUGUGCUCAGCGCCACUUCCGGCUUCCGUCAUUUCAUUCUCCCGCCGAUGCGCGCGGCUCAACUCUCUGCGUUCUAUAAGCGAGCGAGCGGCCGAGCUGCCAGCACUCACUGACACUCACUCAUCUCAGACCGCGCUCUCCACAAACUCUCCUCUUUCCCUGUUUACUGUAGUCAUAAAACAAGAAAGCGGACCGGAGGCAUAAAGGAGACAGGGACUUGUGGGAUGAAAACGGGGCUAAAAAGAUUCCUCCUCUCUUGAACAUCAUCUCCAGCCAUCAUUCAUUCAUUACCGUGACAACCUCCGGCUUUGAUUGACAGCUGGAGUGGCAAAAAGCCAUGCGACGCGACAGUUUAGUUACACGCAGGUUGUUGAUGGGCCGGCUGUAACCUUCAGUUUGGUGCUCGACUUUUUUUCUUUUCUUUUCUGGGGGGCAAAGAGGAAAAGAAGAAGAAUUGCACAACUCUUCCUGAUGCCUGCGCUCCUUCUCAGCCCUAGUUCUGGAGAAUAGGAGAAUUCGGCAAGUUGCUUGAAAAGGGGGAUCUUUCGCGGCGCGUGAGUUUGUGAGCGGACUGGGAAAUUCAAUCUACGACACAGAUCCAGAGGUUUAUUGGAGCGCAGGCUGAUGGCGCAAAGGUACGAUGAGUUGGCUCAUUACGGCGGCAUGGACGCGGUCGGUAUGUACGGGGAUCCUCACGCGCCUCGGCCGCUGCCGCAGGUCCAUCAUCUGAACCACGGACCGCCGCUCCACGCCAGCCAGCACUACGGCACACAUGCCCCCCAUCCCAAUGUCAUGCCCACCGGCAUGGGCUCAGCUGUCAACGACGUGUUAAAGAGGGAUAAAGAUCAGAUUUACGGGCAUCCUCUGUUUCCUCUGCUGGCUCUGGUCUUCGAGAAGUGUGAGCUGGCCACAUGCACUCCCCGAGAGCCCGGGGUUGCUGGAGGAGACGUGUGCUCCUCAGACUCCUUCAACGAGGACAUCGCUGUCUUCGCCAAACAGAUCCGCGCCGAAAAACCUUUAUUUUCUUCAAAUCCAGAACUGGAUAAUUUGAUGAUACAAGCCAUACAAGUAUUACGGUUUCAUCUUUUGGAGUUAGAAAAGGUGCACGAGCUCUGCGACAAUUUCUGCCAUCGGUACAUCAGCUGCUUGAAGGGGAAAAUGCCCAUAGAUUUAGUGAUCGAUGACCGGGAUGGCAACUCAAAAUCAGACCACGAGGACAUCUCGGGAUCUUCAACUAACUUAGCCGAUCAUAUGGGGAAAACGGACGGAUGGUUCCGCACUGGCCGUCUCAAGAACCCAGCGUCCUGGAGAGAUCACGAUGAUGCCACGUCCACACACUCGGCCGGCACGCCGGGACCCUCCAGCGGAGGACACGCGUCACAGAGCGGAGACAACAGCAGCGAACAAGGUGAGUCCUGUGCUGUACCUGUGCUUUCAUCAUGCUACUGAACCAUAUCAGGUGUGAUGUAAACACUG